UCAUCCGGACUGAAGCGUGAUGAAAAGCUGUCGAGGCGGAGGACACGACGAUACGCUUCGGCUUGGCGCGGAUGCGAUACUGUUAUGGUGACAUCAUUGUUUGCGAUUCAACUUGCUUCAAAGUCCCAAGCUCCUCACCAGCAACACCCUUUACGCGUUCCCACGAUCUCGUUUCGCGCAGGAUCACCUUUCAUAUACAACUAUGGCUAUUGUGGAGAACUGGCUUCCACCGUCGCGUGAGAAUUGGGAGCUGGUUUGCUACAUCUGGCAGUUCUUCCCUAUUAUCACUGCAGCUCAAUGGGUUCUGGACUGGUACCCACAGGGCAAGACGUCGAUUGAAUCGCGUUUCAACAUUGACGGCAAGAUAGGGUGGGCAACGAUGGAAUCGGCGGGAUUUAUAACCCUGCUGUACAUCAUGUACUCGCUCCCGAAAGAAUUGGGUCUUGGAGAGCUACCCUGGGGUAAUUGGACUAUGGCUGGCUGCUUUGUGUUCCACUAUCUCUACCGCGCCGUUGUGUCUCCCCUCUUGCUCAAUCCUAGCAUGUCGCCAAUACAUCCUUUUGUUUGGAUCAUGGCAUUUGGGUUCCAGAUGUUCAACGCAAUCUCCAUUGGCGGGUACCUCGCAGGCUACGGCCCGACAUCACAAUACGAAUGGGCAGCACGAUCAGAGUACAUGUUUCUAGGGCUCGUAAUCUGGUGCUGGGGACUUCUAGCGAACAUGUUCCACGACGACGACCUGCGCGAGAUCAGGAGAGCGGCAGAUCGCAAACAGCGCAAGGCAGCCGCCGAACAGGGCAAGCCAGUGGAGAGAGUGGACAAGAUCUACAUGAUACCGAAGAAUGGUCUGUUCAAGUACUCGCUGCACGCGCACUACCUCUGCGAAUGGAUCGAGUGGGCGGGCUGGUGGAUGAUUGGGGGUUGGAAGUGUGUGCCUGCACGCACGUUUCUCCUCAAUGAAGUGACUACCAUGCUUCCGCGUGCGUUGCAGGGCAAGAGGUGGUACGAGAAGAAGUUUGGGAAGGAUAAGCUGCAAGGGCGCAAGGCCAUAAUUCCGGGCGUGCUUUAGGGAGUAUAUUGCUUAUUGGUACGCUAGUAAUCAAGCUUCUGGCGGUGCGGUGUUGAACAGUGGACAAGCGAUACGUGUGGCUUUUGCAAUCUAGCGAACAAUGAAGUUGUGCAGUACUAGCGGUAAGGGGCAGUGCGUGGUGGUGGUACACUAAGCGUGACAUUGUGGAGUGGUGAAGAUGGUGGGGGCAACUAUGCAGCAGCGCGUGCCGAACAAGACGAUGAACUGCGACAGGGUACUGAUGUCUAAUCAGUUCAGGGUUGAUUUGUUUUGGACGAGACAGUUCGGUGAGUAUUUGUUGGUCACUAGCGAGUGCGCGGGUGGAGCGACGAAGUCUGCACGUGGCAGGGACAAAAGCAUAUGACGAAGAGACAAAAGCAUAUGACGAAGAGAUACGAAGAAAGCUG
This is a messenger RNA of Alternaria alternata, 1473 nucleotides long. Its product is annotated as 3-oxo-5-alpha-steroid 4-dehydrogenase. Lineage: Eukaryota; Fungi; Ascomycota; Dothideomycetes; Pleosporales; Pleosporaceae. Bases 203 to 1066 code for a protein of 287 amino acids. The transcript is spliced from 3 exons. The record is from RefSeq and is a predicted model, not a curated record. Gene Ontology annotation, cellular component: membrane. Gene Ontology annotation, molecular function: 3-oxo-5-alpha-steroid 4-dehydrogenase activity. Gene Ontology annotation, biological process: steroid metabolic process.